UCACUAAAUGGUUUAUUACCUUCAUUUUCUUAGUCAUUUCUUUGUUGAGUCGCACACACAGGUACACAGCAGAGAUGAGCAGAACAGGGACGAUGCUGUCCCAAGCUUCCGACUCUGCAACUGAACUCACAAAAUUCCAUGGAGAAGAUCCGAGUGAUGGCAUCGGAAGUUUGGAGCAGAAGAUGCACCAGCUCAAGUUGCAAAUUCAAGCAGAGAGGGUGAUAUUAGUAAAAGAAAAAGUUAAGAAGAACAGGGAGAAGGUAGAAGGUUAUGUUUCAAAAACUAUAUCGGAGACAUCAAGAGCGAAUUUGAAUGCUUCGUCAUCAGAGCAAAAUGGGAGCUUUAAAUUGUUUUCUUCAAGAAUUGAACAGCCUCUCUGCAAAAUCAGUGGAUUUGCGCAGGGAUAUGGUGAGAAAAACUGGAUUGAGAAUCAAGAGGUUUUAUUCUCAUCCAGUACCAAGCUCCCACUUGUUGACAAGAUACCGCCUUAUACAACUUGGAUAUUCUUGGACAGAAAUCAAAGAAUGGCUGAAGACCAAUCAGUAGUUGGGAGGAGGCGUAUUUACUACGAUGAAGAUGGCAGUGAAGCUCUUGUCUACAGUGGCAGUGAUGAUGAGGCAGAAGAACCCGAAAAAGUAAAACAUGAAUUUUCUGCGGGCGAAGAUCGAAUUCUGUGGAUGGCCUUUCAGGAGCAUGGCCUAGGCGAGGAAGUAGUGGAAGUUGUGAGGGAGUUUAUUGGAGUCCCCAUUUUGGAAAUCCUGGACCGUUAUAACACAAUCAAGGAAAGGAACCGCGAGAAACGUGAACCCGAUGGGUGCAUUUCUCUUGAUAAGAGUCUUAGUGCUGCAUUAGAUUCUUUCGAUAACCUUUUCUGUCGCCGUUGCUUGGUGUUUGAUUGUCGUUUGCAUGGAUGUUCUCAACCUUUAAUAUAUCCUAGUGAAAAGUCGCAGUGGUCCGGUCAUGACGAGAACCAGGAACCUUGCAGUGAUCAAUGUUACCUCAGGUUGAGUAUAGUAACAUCUGAGAGAGAAAGUGCUCCAGGAUCAUCCAUUAGUGCCGAGCGACCAAGUUCUCUUGGCUAUACAGACCUCACACACAACGAAAGAAGCAUUCCUGGAGAUGCUGAGACUACAACUUCAGAAACCAUUCAGUGUUCUCAUAUCCUGAAGAUGCACAAUGAAAAUACAGGGAAGCGCAAGGUCAUGAAGCAUACAGAUAAAGUGGCAAAGGACCUAACUAUAGUACCUGAUGAUUUCCACGGUUCUUCUAAGAAACAAAAGAGAUUAGAUGCUUUGGAUUUGGUAACUGCAACUAGUGAACCUAUCCCUGUUCGGGUUCACAUUUCCAGAGGUGAACCAAGAGAUGUAGCCGAAGUGCCUGAACUGAGGCAAACAUCCAAUUCUACACGUGGACAAGUUGAGGGGAUGUGUAGCAACUCUGAGUGGAAACCAGUGGAGAAAGAUUUAUACAUGAAGGGACUACAGAUAUUUGGGAGAAACAGUUGCCUCAUAGCGAGGAACUUACUCUCCGGAUUGAGGACGUGUAAGGAAGUGUCUAGUUACAUGCAUAAUUCUGGAUCUUCAACGCCUAACAGAUCUGUGGUUGAACCAUCGUCAUUUAUGGAAGACAAUGUGAAAGCUGAUUUGGAUCAGACAGAACAAGAGAUGUCGUCAAAGCCACGGUUACUUCGUAGAAGGGGAAAAGCACGGAGGCUGAAGUAUUCUUGGAAGUCUGCUGGGCACCCAACAAUGUGGAAAAGGAUUGCUGAUGGCAAAAACGAUUCACUUAAACUGUAUACGCCAUGUGAAUGCCAGUCUAUGUGUGGAAAGGAAUGUUCUUGUAUGAGUAAUGGAACCUGCUGUGAAAAAUACUGUGGGUGCUCAAAGAGUUGCAAAAAUAGGUUCAGGGGAUGUCACUGUGCAAAGAGUCAGUGUAGAAGUCGGCAGUGCCCAUGCUUUGCUGCUGGGCGCGAAUGUGACCCGGAUGUCUGUCGUCAUUGUUGGAUUAGUUGUGGGGAUGGUUCACUAGGCGAGCCACCGAAACAGGGAGAUAGUCAGUGUGGUAACAUGAGGCUUCUUCUAAGACAACAACAGAGGAUUCUCCUGGGCAAGUCUGAUGUUGCUGGUUGGGGAGCCUUCUUAAAGAACCCCGUAAACAAGAAUGAUUAUCUUGGAGAAUAUACUGGUGAAAUCAUCUCGCAUCAGGAAGCAGACAAGCGGGGGAAGAUUUAUGAUCGUGUAAACUCAUCAUUCCUUUUCGACUUGAAUGAACAGUAUGUCCUAGAUGCUUACCGAAAGGGAGACAAGCUUAAAUUUGCAAACCACUCAUCAAAUCCUAACUGCCAUGCAAAGGUAAUGCUGGUUGCGGGUGAUCAUCGAGUUGGCAUAUUUGCCAAGGAGCAUAUUGAUGCCGGUGAGGAGCUCUUCUACGAUUAUUGUUAUCUAUCAGAGGCAGCACCUGUAUGGGCUCAAAAACCGGAGGGUUCUAAGAGGGACGAUUCAUCUGUCUCCCGAGGCAGAGCGAAAAAGCACCAAGCCCUUUGAAUGGAUAGUUAGCGUGGAUGGAGAUGUACCUAAGUAUCAAGUGUGGCGCAUAGCUCGACUCUGGAGGGUUUUAUCCAUGACAACAUCCGGGACAAGAAUUGUCCUUCUAGGUCAAUAAGGCUGUAUUGGAAAUAAGGUUUUUUUUUUUUUUGGAUUUAUAGACAAUAAGUUUGAAUUCUUCUAGCAGUUCGGUAUUGUAGUUUGUGUUCGGGAAUGCUAUCGCAGAGAGGCAUGUUGUGAUGGUAAUAACCGGAAAUUCUAUGUAAAACAUUUCUCGAGAUGAAAAAAGGGUUGAAUUGAUUUA
This is a messenger RNA of Malus domestica (apple), 2847 nucleotides long. Lineage: Eukaryota; Viridiplantae; Streptophyta; Magnoliopsida; Rosales; Rosaceae. The record is from RefSeq and is a predicted model, not a curated record.